Molecule: messenger RNA, 423 nt
Organism: Trichobilharzia szidati
Lineage: Eukaryota; Metazoa; Platyhelminthes; Trematoda; Strigeidida; Schistosomatidae
Source: the annotation of a GenBank genome assembly
AUGAUUGCAGCUGGAAUUGGAAACACAGAUAUUGUCAAUUAUUUACUCUCAGAAGGUGCGCCAUGGAAUGCAGUGGAUAGAGAAUAUCUAUGUGCCGGUGAUUAUGCUGCGAAAAAUGGUCAUCAACUCUGUACUGAUGCCAUACUGAAUCAUGCAGUUAUGUCUGAACUCUUGUUGUCGUUAGCUGUUGAUAAAAUUAUCGAAAAUACUAAUAGGACUGAGAAGACUGAACAACUCAAUGCCGCUUAUCUUGCUAGCCGACUAGAGUAUGCUGGGGAUGGUAAAUGCCUGGUGGAUACGAAUACACAAUUGGCUGUUAUGAUGGAUUGGGAAACACCUAUCAUGGAGAAACAUGCAGCAUGGAUUUGUCAUGCAGAUGUCGUCGGCAGUAAUAACGAUAAUAAACCACCGCUUAAUAUUUGA